GAGAAAGGAGGAAGCAAAUUCCGCCGGCAUUCCCACGCCUGCCACAGUUCCUUCGUACGGCCCUUCCUUUCUCGGGAGGGUCUCUUCAUCCCGGAGUCUCCUCUUUAUGAAAUCACUUAAUCCCUGGCUUUACUAUUUCCACAUCCUCUCCCUGAUUAGUCCUAGCUUCAAUUGCUCUUUCACUUGCAAAUUCCGCAAGAGCUCUAGGCGACAAAGAGUUAUGGAGAAGCGCCUGCAGGAGGCUCAGCUGUACAAGGAGAAAGGGAACCAGCGUUACCGAGAAGGAAAGUACCGAGAUGCUGUAAGUAGGUACCAUCGAGCUCUGCUUCAGCUGCGGGGUCUGGAUCCAAGUCUGCCCUCCCCGAUACCUAAUCUAGGACCUCAGGGCCCGGUCCUCACACCUGAACAAGAGAACAUACUGCAUACCACCCAGACAGACUGCUACAACAAUCUAGCUGCCUGUCUCCUUCAGAUGGAGCCAGUAAACUACGAACGAGUGAAAGAAUACAGUCAGAAAGUUCUGGAACGACAGCCUGAUAACGCCAAGGCCUUGUACCGGGCUGGAGUGGCCUUUUUUCAUCUGCAGGACUAUGACCAGGCUCAGCACUACCUCCUGGCUGCUGUCAGUAGGCAGCCAAAAGACGCCAACGUCCGGAGGUACCUCCAGCUAACUCAGUCGGAACUCAGCAGCUACCAUCAGAAAGAGAAGCAGCUGUACCUGGGCAUGUUUGGUUAACAAAGAAGAAAGACACUCCUCUACUUUAAUUUAGAUGAACCGUUAAAGACCCAUGAUGGGAAACCUGAGCCUCAGCAAGAGAAAUUAACCCCAUACCUCUGACCCAGGCGGAUUUGUUUUCUUUCUAGCUCCGCACAAACUCUUUGGCGCUUGUGCAGGCUGUCUUUUUUUUUUUUUUUUUUUUUUUGGUCUGUCCAUCUAUGUAUUUGUAUAGCUUUCCAUACGUGAUAUUUUUGGGGAUAUUUGCCUUGAGAAAUACAAUCAGCUAUAGGUGGAAUUAAUCCUAUCUAUGGCAUAGAUUUUAAUGACAGAUGUUAGAUGUAUCCAUAUACAGGGGAGAAAGCUCGUAAGGAUGAAAUCAUGAUAGCAAAGAGUUUUUUCUUUGUUUCCUCAAAUGCCCAAAGCCAAAGUUGCACAGGUUACAACCCAGGAAAUAUAUAUUUUUUUGUGAAAAUAGACAGCUACAAGUUGGACCCACGUGACUUAAACAAUUUGAAAUUAAUCAACUUGAUUAAAUCAUUCCUUACUAUUAAUAUUCCAUGUACAUUCCGAUCUCCCUCCCCCAAACAAAAGCAUCUGGUUCCUAUUUUUUCUGGUGAUAAUUUUAGUCCCUGCUAUUGUUGAUUCUCAGAUCAGACAAUAUUCUUAUUUAUUUUUUUUCAUUAAACUCUUCUAUCUUAAUGGGGCGCCUGGG
Molecule: messenger RNA, 1430 nt
Organism: Hyaena hyaena (striped hyena)
Lineage: Eukaryota; Metazoa; Chordata; Mammalia; Carnivora; Hyaenidae
Gene: TTC9C
Product: tetratricopeptide repeat domain 9C
Exons: 4
Coding region: 107-736 (209 amino acids)
Molecular function (GO): protein binding
Source: RefSeq, a predicted model, not a curated record